Molecule: messenger RNA, 2791 nt
Organism: Neopelma chrysocephalum (saffron-crested tyrant-manakin)
Lineage: Eukaryota; Metazoa; Chordata; Aves; Passeriformes; Pipridae
Gene: CTBP1
Product: C-terminal binding protein 1
Exons: 10
Coding region: 182-1522 (446 amino acids)
Molecular function (GO): transcription corepressor activity; oxidoreductase activity, acting on the CH-OH group of donors, NAD or NADP as acceptor; NAD binding
Source: RefSeq, a predicted model, not a curated record
GGAGCUGCGGGCAUCCCGGAGGUUUUGCGUGACCUCCGUGCAGUUGUUGAGCGGGCGGUGAUUCCUCUGCCGGGCGCGCGUGAAAAUAAGUUUAUAAAAGACUGAGCAUUUCUGACUGGUGGCUGGUGUGAGGAGACCAUCACCAAGCUGUGUGGGGACGUUCUUUUGAGCUUCCACUCUUAUGUCUCUAAUGGACAAACACAAAGUGAAGCGACAACGUCUGGAUCGCAUAUUUGAAGGCAUUCGACCUCCGAUCAUGAACGGGCCCAUGCACCCGCGCCCCUUGGUAGCGUUGCUGGAUGGCAGGGAUUGUACAGUAGAAAUGCCUAUUCUGAAGGAUGUAGCCACAGUGGCAUUUUGUGAUGCUCAGUCCACACAAGAAAUUCACGAAAAGGUACUAAAUGAAGCAGUGGGUGCACUGAUGUAUCACACUAUCACUUUAACUCGAGAAGACCUGGAGAAAUUUAAAGCACUUCGAAUAAUUGUCCGAAUUGGCAGUGGUUUUGAUAAUAUUGACAUCAAAUCUGCUGGAGAUUUAGGGAUUGCAGUGUGUAACGUGCCAGCCGCCUCCGUAGAAGAAACGGCAGAUUCUACCAUGUGCCACAUUCUGAACCUGUACAGGAGAACCACCUGGCUCCACCAGGCUCUGCGGGAAGGCACGAGAGUACAGAGCGUUGAACAGAUUCGGGAAGUGGCCUCUGGAGCUGCCAGGAUCAGAGGGGAGACCCUGGGCAUUAUUGGAUUAGGGCGUGUUGGGCAAGCAGUAGCACUACGUGCCAAAGCCUUUGGCUUCAGUGUGAUUUUCUAUGACCCAUACCUCUCGGAUGGCAUGGAGCGUGCUCUGGGACUGCAGCGGGUGAGCACUUUGCAGGACCUGCUGUUCCACAGUGACUGUGUUACCCUGCACUGCAACUUGAAUGAACACAAUCAUCAUCUUAUUAAUGACUUCACCAUAAAGCAGAUGAGACAAGGGGCUUUCCUGGUCAACACAGCUCGAGGUGGGUUAGUAGACGAAAAAGCACUUGCACAGGCCCUGAAGGAAGGAAGGAUACGAGGGGCAGCCUUAGAUGUACAUGAGUCAGAACCAUUCAGCUUUAGUCAGGGCCCCUUGAAGGAUGCACCAAACCUGAUCUGUACCCCACAUGCAGCCUGGUAUAGUGAACAAGCCUCAAUUGAGAUGCGGGAGGAAGCAGCACGAGAGAUCCGGAGGGCGAUCACAGGUCGUAUUCCAGACAGUCUGAAAAACUGUGUUAACAAAGAUCAUUUGACUGCAGCUACGCAUUGGGCCAGCAUGGAUCCUGGAGUGGUUCAUCCAGAGCUUAAUGGUGCUGCAUACAGGUAUCCCCCGGGCGUUGUAAGCGUGGCUUCCACUGGCAUACCUGCAGCAGUAGAAGGAAUAGUCCCCAACCCCAUGUCUUUAUCACACGGCCUCCCUGCUGUAGCCCACCCGCCCCACGCUCCUUCCCCCGGCCAAACUGUCAAACCAGAAGCUGAUAGAGACCACCCAAGCGACCAAUUGUAGCCUACGAGAACAGCAUUCCCAGCAUCGGAGAUCUCAACUUCAGCGUGCGGAAAAACAAAACCCUGGAUUUUGAUUAAAGGCAAAACCAUGAACUUACAGGAGGAGACGAUUAUUGUUUUAGAAACUGGUCCAAUAUACAGUAUAAAAGGAAAAGGUGGGAGACAAAAAAAGAAGAUUUGGAAACAUUUUUUUCCUCCGUAUAAAUUGUAGUUUGUCCCUGUCCAGUGGACUGAUUCACUGUUUCUGUGUCCUAUGGGUUCUUUGUUAAGCAAGAGAAGUUAGUAGUUAAUUAUAUCAUGAAUGUACUUGUCUGUGUACAGUUUUUAGAACAUUAAAAAGGGUUUGUUUGCUUAGCUGUCAACAAGGAAAAACAUAAGGGAGGCAUUCAACAAACCAAUUUUGAGAUUAAAAAUCCUUUCUUUUAUAUUUUAAGACAUGCCCAAAAAUGAGGCAGUUGGCAAACUUCUCAGGACAAUGAAUUUUUCCCAUUUUUCUUUCUACGCCACACAGUGCAUUGUUUUUUCUACCUGCUUGUCUUAUUUUUUAGAAUAAUUUAGUAAACAAAAGAAAAAACAGUUUCUCCUAAUUUUGGCAUGAAUUCCCUUAUUUCAAAAUGAAGACAACCUUGCAAAGAGAUUUUGAGGAAAAAAAAAAGGUUUUGUAUAAACGAGCGUUGUGCUUUUUGUCACCAGUUAAAGUAUAUAUUAUUGGUGGUAUCUGGAAAAGGCACUAGACUACUGAAAAGUAGCAGCAUUUCAUUGCCUACAUUGAUUCCUUCCUGGUAAUGUGGUAGGCUAGCAAUAUUUUUGGUUAAAAUCAUGUUUGUGACUGUAACCAUUUGUAUGAAUUAUUUUGAAGAAAUAAAAAUCCCAGACAACUAUCAUAUGUGUAAAAAUUUUUAUUUCUAGUAACUGUUUAUUCAACUUUUAUUAGGUUUCUUAGCUGUAAUUUUUAAACAGAUGCUGUCAAGUAUUUCAUUUCUAGCUUUACUUUGCUCUCUGUUGUUUGUAAUACUGUCUUGGAAGCUUGAAAAAUAAAAAAAAAAAGAAUUCUUUCCAUACCAUUUUUCCCUUUACAUUUCGUAAAUGUUGAUCUUUUUUCCUGUGUUUCUAAUGGAGUUUGAAAUUAAGAUGGAUUUUGAUUUGUACACCGGCAUCAUCAGCUACAAUAUGGUAACAGCAUUUAUGCCACCACUGUGGGCAGAGCAGAGGAGGUACAACAGCAACACAACAACAAUAAUAAUAAUAAUAAUAAAUGUCUUUUGCCGAA